Molecule: messenger RNA, 3068 nt
Organism: Andrographis paniculata
Lineage: Eukaryota; Viridiplantae; Streptophyta; Magnoliopsida; Lamiales; Acanthaceae
Product: protein ALTERED PHOSPHATE STARVATION RESPONSE 1-like
Exons: 6
Coding region: 510-2612 (700 amino acids)
Source: RefSeq, a predicted model, not a curated record
AAUUGGAUUUUCUCAAAACCCUCGGCGAAUCCAGCGGAAGAUUCACGCAAUUCUACGUCAGUGAAUCCGAUCGUUGUAAUACCAAAAAUCAUUUGAAUCCGCAGCAAAUGAUGGGAGGGAACGGGGAUGCUCAAUCGAAGCGCAAAUGUAAUCCGAUUCUUGAAUUUCUUGAAUCGGAUGACGACGCUUGCCACUCAAACCAUACGAGAAAGAAAAAAGUUGAUUGAGGCUGCCAUGGAUUCUUGGUGUUCCCUUGCAUCUACGCAUUCGGCAUACUUUGAAUCCGUUCUGAUCAUCAGAUCUUGGAGGAGGUCCCUCGAUCUGAAAGUCCCACCACGGAAUGUAAUCAAAAUGGUGAUAAUGGUGUGGAAGAUGAAAAGGAUGAUGAACUUGCUGAUGACCAUCUUGUAUCAACUGGUUUUAUAGAUGCAGAUAUAAAUUCAUCCGGGCCUCAGUCAGCAACGUUUAUCAGACAAGCAUGGCCAUCAAUUGGAUAUUCUGCAUAUAACAUGCGCAAAAGUUAUGGUCAGGCUAACAGUGCUACUAGGACUUCCACAAAUCAUCAGAUGAUUCUUCUUCCGUACAGGUUUGGGUCAUCUGAGAUCCAAACCAUUACACAAUUGAAUAGCUGGGGGAGUUCGGAUCCAAAUUUUGGGUCUGAUUUGGGCGGUAACCAACCAUUUUCAGGCGAGCAAAUGCCCACCCCUGUGCUCUUUCAACAGGAGGGUGAAGAAUUAGAUCAUCGUUUAUUGGAUACUCCUUUUAAUAAUAUUAGGGGCUAUCAAACACAUUUAGGUGAUCCAUUGAGGCCCCUGUAUCACGAUGCUUCAACUUGGGAUAGUGUGAAUCCCUUUACCUUUGUUGAUUCUUUUUCAGAUUCUUAUUUUCGGGGAAUCCAUGAAAUUAGUUUUGGUGGAAAUGACAUGGAUUUAGGAGAAAUAAGGGAGAUGGAAGGAAUACCAGAUCUUGAAGUUGAAUUUGGUGACCCAGGAAUGGCAGAUACUCUGGCUGAUGACAUCGUGGAGGUAGAUGAAGAUUUAGAAGAGUGUCAUUGUGAGGCUGAUGUUGUGAAUGAAGGACCAGAUGUUUGUUGGGGCCAAAGUGGGGAAGAUCGGAGCAUCGGUGACUCCAGCUCUUUUGGGUCUCACAGAUUGGAAGUGGAAGAAAUAAAUAAAUCUAAGAGCGCUGAUCAUGAAGAAGAAUGUAUUGAACAGAAGGUGGGGAAUUCAGAGGAUGAGGGAAUACAUGAAGCUCCUUCUGAAACAGAUGCAAAUGCUGCUUUCACAUUGAGAACAUCUUCUUGUGGCUCGUGGGAUCUGCAGGAAGGGCUUAAUGAAGUGUAUGAUGCUUUUACUGACAUUAUUACACAUGGAGCAAAUGUCUCAACGAUGUUUGAACCCUGCCAAUUUGGAACUGCUUUAAGCGCAGAUUUUUCUUUAUGCAAGAGUUCCUCUGCAGCCUCAUCUAGAGGAACAUUGGGCUUGGCAUGUGGUAUGUUCAGAAGAUCUGUUCAUAGGAGGACUAGCAGCCAGAAUCUUCUGAAUGAAACAAACAUGAUGCCAUGCAGUCUGUCGUUAACGCUGGAGAAACUCUGUGUUUGGGAAAAUAAACUCUACAAAGAGGUCAAGGUUGAAGACAAACUUGGGCAAGAGUUCGACAAGGAGCACAAAAAGCUGAAAAAGCUGUAUGAUAGAGGUGCGGAUUCGUGCAUGAAGGAUGCCAGCCACGUAGCAUUACAAAGGCUGACUCCAAGAGCGAAGGUAGCUAUCUCAGUGGUUGAAGGUAUAGCCGCUAGGGUCCACAAGAUAAGGGAUGAAGAAUUGCAUCCCCAACUAUGUGACAUGAUUGGAAGAUUACACGAAAUGUGGAGCAAGCUGUUUGAAGCUCACAAGAAGCAAGCGAAUGCUCUCACCAAUGCCCAAGCAAGCACCGGCGUAACAUGCAGUAGCAGUGAUUUAAGCUUGAAGGCUAUUCUAUUGCUGGAAGCUGAUAUAACAAAGCUCGGGAAUGCCUUCUUUGAUUGGGUCAAGAGCCAGAGAUCAUUGGUAGAUCUCAUGAAAAACUGGCUCAUGAAAUUCCUUCCUAACAAUGCUUCAGAACCCAUUAGCCCCUCCGCGCCAGCUGUGUUAGCCAUCUGCUACAGGUGGUGCAGUGUGGUUGAGACAGUUUCAGCAGUUCAGGUUAUGCACACCGUCAAUAACUUGAGUCUGAUUCUGAGGCUUUUACACCUAAAGCUGCGAGAGGAGCAGCACCAGAGGUUCAACAUGGAGUACUUCUCCGAUUACCACGAGAAACAGCUGAAGAACGCAUGCUUGAAGUCUGGUGUCGAAUGGGAAGAGUAUGCAUUGUUCAUCACACAGGCCGACAAUGCUUCGGCCAAUGCCUGCAUUAUGGGAUCUAGAUUUUACACUGUGCACACACAGUAUACGGCAUUGAUGCCGAUCAGGAUGAAGCUUAGAGAAGCAUAUUCCAAGCACAGCACGGUGAUGGAACAACUGAAAGAUGCUGUGCCAAACUUGAUCCAACAGGGAUUUGUUCCAGUACUUCAGGCCCUCGAAGCGUAUAGCUUGGAGAUGUGCAAUGCCGUGGAGCAAGUCAGUAAUCUCAACUGACAAGCAUCCCUUUGCCAGUCUUGGCUACUGGAAACUGGUUUUCUUGAACAAUCAACAUUAAUUUGAACUUUACCCCACUUUGAAUGCACUCGGCUUGCACAAGUUUGAGGGUGGAGGCUACGGAUGGAUAUAUCAGGGCUUUGCAACAAAUGUGGUGGAUUCUUUCAGAUUUGGCUGCAGGUAUAUAUAUGCAAGUUAGUCUUUCGAACUUGUGUUUAUUUGUAUAUAAUGUUGGAUUUGAGCAGAAUUUUCUGUGUGAACCAGCUGAUGUCACACUAGAGUUCGAUCGGGAGUUGAGGCUGAAUUUCUAGUUUGCCUCUGAGAAUCCUGUACAGCAAUUUUUUGAUCAUUGAUAAGUCUUAUUUUCAUUGCUGUUGAUGAUCCCUAAUUCUUUCUUCCCCGCUGCUACAGCCGUCAGUUUUAUUUACCAUGAACACAAGUUGCUACUGAUCAUUG